UCUGUAUUCAUCUCGUGCCCUGCUCGUCGUCAUUGAUCGUCGCUGUUCGGGGCGGCAAAACAUCUCGCAGGCUCUGUUGCGUUUGUCGUCCUCAAGCGGACCGCACAUCGCAUCGUCUCGUCGUCGCUGUCGGUUUGCAUACUCGCGCGCGCUGCUCCUCGCCGAUUUUCCUGCUCGGAUCUGUCUGUGAUCUGUGUGUGAGACCGUUCCUGCAUCCAGCAGAUGCGUUCUGCUCUGGAUUCGCGCAAACCAGGAAGAAAUUGAUUCCGAACGAAUCAAACCAAAUUUGUUCAAGUGACAUCAACGCCUCAUAAGUGACGAAACUCCUCAGAAAGUGCCUACAGCAUAAAAAACCAAACUCAAGACUCCUCCAAACGUCCAAGAACGGUGCGAUUUCAAUCUCUCUCCCUACUAGAGUGGAGACAGAUGACCAACAAGUGACAAUCUCCGUCGUCGAAAGUGCAAGUGACCUGCUGCUCCUCGUGCGACACCACCGCCAUCAUUAGAGAAGCCUAAUUAGCACCGUCUUCGUCUUCAGUCGUCAGUCGUCGUCGUGAUCUGAUAACGCGGGAGAAAAAAACUGAAGAAGCCACGAAACUCUACGCGGCGCGGGGAAAAAAGUACCUUCCAAAGACGGCACAGCAGCCAGUCAAGUGUAUGUUUCAUGUUUUUUGUUGUGUGGUGGACGGAAAAAAAUGAGAUCCAACUUUGCGCACGAUUAAAGAUAAUGACAAAUGAUUACCGGUUCGUCUACUAGUGGAACCAUCAUCAGCAGCAAGUUGUCCGUGCGUAGAUACACCGUAGGUGAGUUUUGCAGGCUAAUUGUCGCAACUGUGAGAAGAAAGUGAAACUGUAGCAGCGAAGAGACGAUCUUCAAGGUCUCGAGUGCCCUAGGAAGUGCCCACGGUGUCCCACGGUGUGGUUAAGUGAACAAGAAACCCGACGACUCGUUUGUCGAUCCGUCGGGAAGACUGAAGUGAAGUGAAGUUAUUUACGUGGAAAAACCGGACCUCGGACAAACCCGAAUGUGAUCCCUAUCGAUCGAAGAAGAGACGCGAUCGGGUUCGGAUUAAAUUAUUAAAAAUUAAUGGUCGUCGUUGAGACUGCGCUUAUGUUAAUUGAAGUUCGGAGGGGUGUUUAAAGGCCGAAGAUUCGCAUCGGUUCGGGUUGUGGCCUUUAAGGAAGCUCGUUAAGACUUUGCACCGUUCUCUUGUUGUUGAUCGAAGGAAAACCACUGCACCAGGCCAAGUGCAGUAAAGUGGAUCGUUGACUGUUCUUUUUUUUGGAUUUGGGGUCCGCGUGGAGGUCCUGCCUUAACUGAAGAGCCUCCACCGAGUGAUUACGUAGACACGUUCGGGUUGUUGGUCCUGACCUUUGCGAUAGCGGCGGUGUGAUCUUUUCGUGCAAAAUUCCUUACGUAAAAAAAAAUCGCGCGUGAAGCUCGUUGCUCUCGUUCGACAAUCAGCUCACGUCUCCGCAGAAAUAAUAUGAAAAUAUGCGCAAAAAGUCUGCCACUCUUCAACUCGGUCUCGUCGUCUGACUGACCUUUCCCGCGGAUCUUCUGGACCAGCCAAGUCAACGGCUCGGACGGCCUCUCGAGUGGAUGUGUACCGACAUAUGUUUGUGUUAUAAAUAAUCUCAAGUGCUCGCGUCGUCCAGCCUCCAAAAACGGAGAGAUAUCUUCCUGUGCGUGAGAUUGACUUUUUAACCACCAACAACAGUGAAGAGAUCGGUGAAACAUUGAAACACUAAAUGACACUUUGUAUGUGCUUCAGCCUCGAAACAAUUGCGUCCUUCUUUUCGCUUCGAAAGCUCAUGUGACAUUAAGAUUGAACCAUCAUCGUCAUCAUCUGAAACCGUGUGUAAGAAGUGAAGUUCCCAAAAAAUAUAUCAAACUCGUGUGGGAUUCAACAAUCCCUGUGUCUGUAAGUGUAUCCACCAGCAAGAAGAAGAGCCCUUUCCGGAAUCGGUUUUGGAAGAAACAACGGAGUGAUUCUUUGCCGGAGUAUCGCGUGUGUGCUUCUUUUUCGAAAAGUCACACUUUCAAGUGGAGGACCCCUGGCAAGAAGAUCAGACUAAGGCGAGGGAGAGUGAAGUGGAUCAUCGUCAAACGGCAGAAGCAACUGGCCGAGCAUAUCUCUUUUUUUUUUCUUCUGGAAGAUAUCAUCAUCUCCAGCUCCAAGUCCGUUCUUCAUCGUUGCCAAAAAUAAAACACCGAAAUCCUUGAAAGAAUCAAUCAACUUCAUCAAGCAAACCACGAGACAAGAACGUAGGACAAAAAAAUGGAUCAAGCCUAAUCAUUAGCCCCUCAUUCGAGACAAUCGCAGCAUUCGAACAUCGCCUUGUCUCUUCAGCGCCGGACCAAAAUCACCAUCACGCCAAAUCGGGAAUAAGGACCACGCUUCUCUCUGAACCGGGGAAUGCCAAGUGAGAUCGAGUGCUAAGAGGAAAAAGAUGCGAGAAAAAGAUCACUCCCCAAGAAAGAUGCUCCCCAGUCCCAAGCAAGCAGCGGUCUACCCGUUACUCGGCCUAGGGUCGACCCUCUCGGCUCAGCUGCCGUUCGACUUCUCCACCAGCAACCGAUCCUCUUCAUCCAAUCUGCUCCACCAACAACAGAGCCUGCUCGAUCAACCAUUAGAUCUACGAGUGGAGCGCAAAAAGUCCUCCAACAGCAGCAGUUCAACGUCGGAUGAAGACGAAUCCCCACGGACGCCGGCCGAAGAUGUCGUCAAACCCAGCAGCGUAACGUCCUUCCAAGACAACAAUAACAACAACAACCUAAGAGAUAACAACACCGAUAGCAGCAAUAAGAGCCCAAGCCCGAUCCAUCUUAACAACAACAACAACAGCGUUAAAUACACCAACAACAACCACAUCAACGUAAAGGACGAGUUCCGAAUAUCUAACCUAGCAAACCACAGUCCGCCGAUCUUCCCUCCGCCGGGGAUCAACCCCCUGAUGUUGGAAGCGAUCGCCAAAGCUGGACUUCCACUGCCCGGAUACCGGAACCAAUUCCUCCCCGCGCGAUCACCCGUUUCGUUCGAUCUCCAACGGUUAUCUCAGCUGAGGCAAUCCAGCAAUGGCAACGGCCUUGCCAACAACAAUAACAACAACAACGCCAACAGCAUCAACCACAAUCUACCGCCAGGUGCCGCCACCAAGAACAAAGAUCGCUACUCGUGCAAGUUCUGUGGCAAAGUAUUCCCCCGUUCCGCGAACCUCACGCGUCACCUGCGGACACAUACCGGCGAACAGCCCUACAAGUGCAAAUACUGCGAGCGUUCCUUCAGCAUAUCGAGCAACCUGCAGCGCCACGUGCGAAACAUCCACAACAAGGAACGCCCCUUCAAGUGCGCCCUCUGCGAACGCUGUUUCGGUCAGCAGACGAACCUCGAUCGGCACCUCAAGAAGCACGAAGCCGACGUCACCAGUCUGGGUCUUGGCCUGGACGAACGUCUCCGAGCUGCGCGACGAAACUCGCGCGGUAUCCCGGAGGAUUCCUACUUCGAAGAAAUUCGUUCCUUCAUGGGUAAAGUGACGCAGCUGCCGAUCCCGCUGAGGAUGCAGCAUCACCAGGCGGCGGCAGCAGCUGCCGCAGCUCAACAUCCCCAGCUGCACCACCAAUCGUCGUUGGCUCAGCAGGUUCAACAGCAGCAGCAGCAGCAACAGCAAGCUCAUCAACAGCAUCAGCUGGACGCGAGUUCGUCACGUAGUUCGACGCCUUCGGAUCCGGGAUCGCCGGCGGGAAGUUCCCACAGCGCCCACCUGGAGAUCAAGAUGGAAACGAACGACGAUGACGAGGAGGAUGCCGAGCAGGUGCAGGUUACUUGACCGGGUGGGACCACGGUGCCCGGGAGUGUUUGAAGCAAUGGGAGGGGAGUUCGGGGGGAGGGGUCCAGCUGGUAUGAGGUCGGAAUUCGUUGGAAAUGAUGACUGUAGCUUUGAAGUUGUUAAAUGGGAAAAUACUUGUUAAGAAUGCUUGUAGAUUCAUUAAAUAUUUAAAAAACACAAGAAAUCAACGAAGAAGAUAUUUUGAAGAAUUUACAAAACGCUCUUAAUAAGGUGUUUUCCCGGCGUCCGGCCAUUUGACCGAACGCCGUUUAUUUGUGAUGUUAUUGAACCCAAACAGAUACUUCAAUAAUACAGUCAUCAUUUCGUAUCCGACAGCCUCACUUCCAACCAGCACGCACUCAGUCGAAAACGCAAUGUUACAAUGUACAAUCAAUCAAUUCCUGUUAGCACUCAGUAAGGUUACACGCAUCUCUCUUUGUAAAUCUCUAUUUCCAUCCGUUCGCGACUUAUUGACAAAAAAAGAUGGAACCUACAUCACCAGAACAAAACUCGUACUUGUUAGAUUACCAGCAUAGUCCUCGUAAGCGCACCCUGUACUACGCCUAGCCUAGAAUUUGUGUAAUCAUUUCCAACUUAUAUUUGUAAAAUAGUCUUACUCAGAUUCGAGAGCAAUCACUCGAACACCUUUUAGUGCUGUUAAGAGUUCUUAGAGUUAUUUUUUAGCGAAAACAAAAAUCACGACGUGUCCUCAUCUCCUAGUAAUCGCGUAAAGCACCAAACUCCACUCGAUGAGUAUACUGCUUGAGAAACCAAUAAAGGGGAAAAUACUACCGAGCGAGAUGAACCACAAAAUACUCGUUUUGCCAUAUGAUCUUUGUUUGUAGCCCGUAGGUUUGAGUUUAUUGCGAAAAGUUUAUUUUUUUUAUGUUCAAUUGAAGCAACUUUAAAAGUCUAUAAUAAUUCCUGUACAACAUUUAGCGAAAAGUGCAGCAGUAAAUAUGAGCGAGAGCAAAUCUUUGCUGUUAUGGGCAGAGCCACCAGACGGAAUAAAUGUUCAACCAAAGCCAAAUAAGCGAUAUUCGUAAUAAAUUUAUUGAAAACAAAAUGGAAUGAAAAGCGUAUAGCAAAAUCAUCAACGAUUUAUGUAAAGGUUUGAUUUGUUUCUAAAACGAAGAUGAACGUUAAAAGUCUACUUGUUGAAGUUUAUAUUGAUUGGUUAGUUGGAUUAGACUCGAUUGAAUAGUUUGUCCCUUGUUAACUCACGUUUUAUUUUUUAGUUUAAUUCGAUUGUUACUCAAAGUAGUGCGUAAGAAUCCGUUAGUUGCAUAGAAUAGAAAUCCGAAGAACCGGAACAGGCUACCUUAAAGCUCAUCCAACUGGGAUUGUGAUCUGGAUGUUCCGAAGUAUAAAGAAUUUUUAAAGUAUUGUUUUAUCUUACCUAAGUCUAUUGAGAGAAUCGCAAACAGCUACAAAACUCACAGAAAGUGUUCCUUAUAGAAACAAAAGAGCUACGUUUUCAUGAAUGAGCACCGAUUACAAGCAAGCAGAUUAGUUACCAUGUAGAAGAAAAGCAAGAAACUAACUUAGAAAGUAUUAUUUUUCUUUACAGAAAGAAACAAGCUGAACCACUUAAUUUAAACAGGAAAAUCGAAAAAAAAAAUCUGAAUCACCAUUGGCAGCAAGUAAAAAAUGUCAUAUAAGCUCUAACAUCUAACUAUCAUAUUGAAAAUCAUUAGAAGAAUCAAAAGCAAAACGCUGCACCCACUAGUUGAUCUUACUCCACAUAUCCCCGUUCCAAGACUCCAGCCACAAUU
Aedes aegypti (yellow fever mosquito) is the source of this 5606-nucleotide messenger RNA. Its product is annotated as MDS1 and EVI1 complex locus protein EVI1. The record is from RefSeq and is a predicted model, not a curated record. Gene Ontology annotation, cellular component: nucleus. Bases 2455 to 3831 code for a protein of 458 amino acids. The transcript is spliced from 4 exons. Gene Ontology annotation, molecular function: RNA polymerase II cis-regulatory region sequence-specific DNA binding; DNA-binding transcription activator activity, RNA polymerase II-specific. NCBI's taxonomy places the organism in Eukaryota, Metazoa, Arthropoda, Insecta, Diptera, Culicidae. Gene Ontology annotation, biological process: regulation of transcription by RNA polymerase II.